Molecule: messenger RNA, 4475 nt
Organism: Cuscuta epithymum
Lineage: Eukaryota; Viridiplantae; Streptophyta; Magnoliopsida; Solanales; Convolvulaceae
Source: the annotation of a GenBank genome assembly
AUCAUGCUAAGUAAAUUUCCCAAUGAAACAUACUCCGUGUGCACCAAUCCUAUAGUUGUUUCCGAUAAAAUUGGAACCACAGAAUAAAGUAAAGAUUAGGAUGACUGCCAGGAAGAUGCGCGCAAAUCUAUAGCAGUUUUAAUUUAAACAAACCCGCAUUUAGCAGUUGGCAGGCACGCAAUAAAUACGGAUAAUUUCACUGUCUUUAAUACUCCCGGUCCUCUGUCACAAGUUUCACAACGGCAGAAGUUCUCUUCAGAAGGAAGAAAAUAUGAGGCUUGUUAUUAGUACCUGUUUGGCAGUUUCUUUGUUUCUUAAGGUCUUGCUUAGUGGUUCAACGGUCGCAGCGCAUGCGCCAACUUGGCAAAGGCAUUCAGAAGGAUACUGCGCCAUGUAUGGCAUAUGUGGAAAACGUGUGGAUGGGAAAAUGCUGAAUUGCCCCUUUGGUUCCCAAUCUAUUAGGCCAGAUAAGUUGCUUUCAUCUAAGGUUCAAAGUUUGUGCCCAACAAUUACUGGAAAUGUAUGCUGUGCAGAGGCUCAAUUUGAAAUUUUAAGAUCUCAAGUCCAGCAAGCAAUCCCGUUUCUUGUAGGCUGUCCAGCAUGCCUGAGAAAUUUUUUAAAUCUAUUCUGUGAACUUUCAUGUUCUCCAAACCAGAGUCAAUUUAUAAAUGUGACAUCUGUUUCAAAGGUUAACAAAAACAUGACUGUAGAUGGUAUUGAUUUUUUUAUAACUGACACUUUCGGGGAGGAGUUAUUUGAAUCAUGCAAGGAGGUAAAGUUUGGGACUAUGAAUACCCGAGCAAUUGACUUCAUUGGUGCAGGGGCUAAAAAUUUUAGAGAGUGGUAUGCAUUUAUUGGUAGAAGAGCUGCACUUGGCUUGCCAGGAUCUCCAUAUGCCAUAAAUUUUACAUCAACUGCUCCUGAAUCUUCUGGAAUGAAAGCUAUGAAUGUGUCCGCGUAUUCCUGUGGCGACAAUUCAUUGGGCUGUUCUUGUGGUGAUUGUCCUUCGGCUUCUGCAUGCUCAAGUUCAGCCCCUCCGCCUGCUGUGAAGAAAGAGUCUUGCUCUAUUAGAAUAGGUUUUCUCAAGGCAAAGUGUAUUGAAGUUUCUGCAGCAAUAACUUAUAUCGUCCUGGUCUCCUUUUUUCUUGGAUGGGGUUUUCUUCAAAGGAGAAAAGAAAGAAGUUCAGCUUCCAGGACAAAGUCAUUGAUAAGUGCUCCUGAUACGGGUGUCAUCCGCCAAAUUAACAAGAAAAAAGACAAGAAUGUGCCAACACAGAUGUUCGAAGAUGCACCACAUAUUUCAAGUAACGUUCAACUUUCAAUCGUGCAACGGUACUUGUCAAGUUUUUUCAGGGUAUAUGGAACAUGGGUGGCAAGGCAUCCCUUAUGUGUUCUAUGCUCAUCUUUGGCUAUUGUUCUGGUACUUUGUUUGGGAUUGCUUCAUUUUAAAGUUGAAACAAGACCUGAGAAGCUAUGGGUUGGCCAUGGAAGUAGAGCUGCAAAAGAGAAGACGUUUUUUGACAGUCACCUAGCUCCAUUUUACAGAAUCGAACAGCUCAUAAUAGCAACCAAUCCUGAUGCAGAGAGUGGAAAACGUCCAACUAUCAUCACACAAGAAAACAUCUUGUUACUUUUUGAUAUACAAAACAAGGUAGACUCAGUCAAAGCAAAACACUCUGAGUCAAUUGUGUCUCUAGCUGACAUUUGUGUGAAGCCCCUUGGCAAGGAUUGUGCUACUCAAAGUGUUCUUCAGUAUUUCAAGAUGAAUGCUACAUAUUUUGAUGAGUAUGGGGGUAUUGACCACCUUCAGUAUUGUUUUCAGCACUAUACUUCUGCGGAGGAUUGUAUGAGUGCAUUUAAAGCCCCCCUUGAUCCAAGUACUGCUCUUGGUGGCUUUUCUGGUAACAAUUACUCAGAGGCUUCUGCUUUUAUUGUAACGUAUCCUGUGAAUAAUGCAAUUGAUAAAGAAAGCAACGAUACAAAAAGAAACGUAGCCUGGGAGAAGGCAUUCAUCCAGUUAGUGAAGGAUGAAAUCCUGCCAAUGGUUCAAUCGAAGGGUUUGACACUGGCAUUUUCAUCAGAGAGCUCUAUUGAGGAAGAACUUAGACGAGAAACCAAUGCUGAUGUUAUAACUAUAGUGAUAAGUUAUCUUGUAAUGUUUGCCUACAUAUCUUUGACAUUGGGGGAUAGUCCACGCUUCUCUUCAUGUUAUAUAUCAUCUAAGGUGUUGCUUGGCCUUUCUGGCAUUGUUCUUGUCAUGCUCUCUGUUCUUGGAUCAGUUGGUUUUUUCAGUGCCAUAGGAGUAAAAUCUACCCUCAUCAUAUUGGAAGUUAUCCCAUUUCUUGUGUUGGCGGUUGGGGUGGAUAAUAUGUGCAUAUUGGUGCAUGCAGUUAAAAGGCAGUCAUUGGAGUUGCCUUUAGAAGCACGAAUGAGCUAUGCUCUUGUAGAAGUAGGUCCAUCUAUAACACUAGCUAGUCUAGCAGAGGUUUUGGCAUUUGCAGUAGGAAGUUUCAUUCCUAUGCCAGCUUGCCGUGUGUUUUCCAUGUUUUCCGCAUUGGCUGUUCUAUUGGACUUCCUCCUGCAAGUGACUGCUUUUGUUUCCUUAAUGGCCUUUGAUUUUAUGAGAGCAGAAGAUAACAGGAUUGAUUGUUUUCCAUGUAUUAAAGUUUCUGAUUCAAAUUCUGAUCAUGAUAUAGGUAGUCAACAAAGAAAACCUGGUUUGCUGGUUCGAUAUAUGAAGGACGUGCAUGCCCGCAUUUUAAGUAUGUGGGGAGUAAAAGUAGGUGUCAUAUCCGUAUUCGCUGCUAUUGCAAUGGCAAGCAUUGCAUUAUGUGCAAGGAUUGAGCCAGGUUUGGAACAACAAAUUGUUCUUCCUCAGGACUCAUAUCUCCAGGGUUACUUUAGUAACAUAUCUGACUAUCUCAGAAUUGGACCACCAUUGUACUUCGUUGUGAAAAACUACAACUAUAGUUCUGAAUCUGGGCAAACCAACCAAAUAUGCUCUAUCAACCAUUGCAAUUCAAACUCUCUUUUGAACGAGAUUUCAAGAGCAUCUUUAACUCCCGAAUCAAGUUACAUAGCUAAACCAGCUGCAUCUUGGCUUGAUGAUUUUUUGGUUUGGAUAUCCCCAGAAGCUUUUGGCUGCUGUCGUAAAUUUAAUAAUGGGAGUUUUUGCCCAGCUGAUGAUCAGCCUCCUUGUUCAUUCAGCAGUGGAUUAUCUACUUGGGUGGGCAUAUGUAAGGACUGCACAACGUGCUUUCUUCAAUCAGAUUUAGACAAUGGCCGCCCAACAACUGAACAAUUCAAAGAGAAACUCCCGUGGUUCUUGAGUGCAUUACCUUCUAAUGAUUGUGCAAAAGGUGGUAAUGGGGCUUACACUAACAAUGUUGAGCUUAAAGGCUACGAAUCUGGUGUUAUUCAAGCAUCAGCAUUUCGUACAUUUCACACCCCUCUCAACAAGCAAAUUGACUAUGUUAAUUCAAUGAGGGCUGCACGGAGUUUUGCUUCUAGAAUGUCUGAUUCUUUAAAUGUGGAGGUCUUCCCAUAUGCUGUAUUUUAUAUAUUUUUCGAACAAUACCUUGAUAUAUGGAGGACAGCAUUAAUCGAUCUUUCCAUAGCUGUUGGUGCUGUAUUCUUAGCAUGCUUUGCCAUCACAUGCAGUUUUUGGACUUCAGCAAUUAUCUUACUUGUGUUGGUGAUGAUCGUAGUAGAUAUGAUGGGCAUAAUGGCAAUCCUAAAUAUCCAAUUAAAUGCUGUAUCGGUUGUCAACCUUGUAAUGUCAGUGGGUAUUGCUGUUGAGUUCUGUGUGCAUAUUACACAUGCUUUUCUGGUAAGCAGUGGAGAUAGGAAUCAACGCAUGACGGAUGCAUUGACCUCUAUGGGAGCCUCUGUAUUUAGUGGUAUCACUCUUACGAAGCUUGUUGGAGUGAUUGUUUUGUGUUUUUCACGCUCAGAAAUUUUUGUGGUUUACUAUUUCCAAAUGUACCUGGCCUUGGUUUUUCUUGGUUUCCUUCAUGGCCUCGUCUUUCUACCCGUGGUGCUGAGCAUGGUUGGUCCACCGUCAAGGUCUGUGCAAAUCGAGAAACAAGAAAGUCCUGAACCUUCUACAACACACCCCCACUUCUAAACUACUACCAUAGUACCAUAUAUACAUAAUUAUGUAGCUUGUGAGCGCUACUAUGGAAUUUAAUUAAUGCUAAAUGAAAUAUUCUUAGAGGCGUUGCACUUGGGAAUUGCUCUACUUAGGUUGUGAAUGUAUAAAUAAUACAUGUACAUGGAAUUGCACUUAAAUAAGAGUUGUCUGUGUAGGGUGUUUAGAGUGAUAGAGAAAUCAUUGGCCAAAACUAUUAAUUUCGCCUUGCUUUUAACCAAUCGUGGAAAUAAAUGUAAUUUUUAUGAUUGGGCGUUUGGUUAUUUUUUGUAAUUGGUAAGAAUGUUGUUAAUCAUAUCAAACUUUCGUUUCACUGCAAUUGUUG